Lytechinus pictus (painted urchin) is the source of this 846-nucleotide messenger RNA. RefSeq lists its product as uncharacterized. Lineage: Eukaryota; Metazoa; Echinodermata; Echinoidea; Temnopleuroida; Toxopneustidae. The transcript has 5 exons. The record is from RefSeq and is a predicted model, not a curated record. Bases 1 to 846 code for a protein of 281 amino acids.
AUGGCUACCUGUGAAACCACAUCAUUGAGGUUAAUCGGAUCAAUCACAAGGUUUUGUCAAACGGGAACCAGGCCGCCAGAACUACGAAGUAGUCCUAAUGACGUUUGUACAAUAUCAUCAUCAUUGUCAUCAUCAUCCUCAUCGUCAUCAUCACCACCAUCAUCAUCAUCAAGCAGCAGUAACAGCAGGAGCAGCAGCAGCAGUAGUAGUUGUAGUAGUAGUAGUAGUAGUAGUAGUAGUAGUAGUAGUAGUAGUAGUAGAAGUAGUAGUAGUAGUAGUAGUAGUAGUAGUAGUAGUAGUAGUAGUAGUAGCAGUAGCAGUAGCAGUAGCAGUAGUAGUAGUAGUAGUAGUAGUAGUAGUAGUAGUAGUAGUAGUAGAAGUAGUAGUAGUAGUAGUAGUAGUAGUAGUAGUAGUAGUAGUAGUAGCAGUAGCAGUAGCAGUAGUAGUAGUAGUAGUAGUAGUAGUAGUAGUAGUAGUAGUAGUAGUAGUAGAAGUAGUAGUAGUAGUAGCAACAGCAGCAGCAACAGCAGCAGCAGCAGCAGUAGUAGUAGUAGUAGUUGUCUUUGUAGUUGUCUUUAUAGUUGUUGUAGUAGUAGUAGCAGUAGUAAUAGCAGUAGUAGUAGUAGUAGUAGUAGUAGUAGCAGUAGCAGUAGUAGUAGUAGUAGUAGUAGUAGUAGUAGUAGUAGUAGUAGUAGUAGUAGUAGCAACAGCAGCAGCAGCAGUAGCAGCAGCAGCAGCAGCAGCAGCAGCAGCAGCAGCAGCAGCAGCACUGGGUCAUAUGCUUCAACAGGGUUACUUUUUAAACCUGUACCUAUCAUGGACAAAGGUCUUCAUAUUCUAGUGUGA